Messenger RNA from Theobroma umbraticum, 990 nucleotides. The record is from RefSeq and is a predicted model, not a curated record. Lineage: Eukaryota; Viridiplantae; Streptophyta; Magnoliopsida; Malvales; Malvaceae.
AUAUUUUAAGAAAAAUAAUAAUAGUAUAAGAUUAAAAGGAAAUGAAGGUGGUGAAAAAUGUUGAAAACGAAACGGAUCAACUUUUUGUUUCUCUUUUCACACACGUUCUGCCAACAGAAUCUUUCCAUAUUAAUGCUCUCCACGAACUGAAAACCCCGAAACCCUCGUUAUGACCUCUAUUUUGCUUUUCUAACAUGUACUGUACGGCAAUUAAAAAAUAUUUAUGAACCGAAAAUAGAGAAUAUUAUCUUUUAGAACUCUCUUGUCCUAGUUCUAGAACCAGUUGCUUGUUUCCUAUUAUUCUUUUCUCAUUCAACUUCUCCGAAUUAGUCUAUGCAUAUAUCUCUAUAUAUAAUACUUCCACCAUAGUUCAUAGACAUUAUUUCUUUGGUACAUACAGUCCAUAGAGAUUAUUAUUAGCAGUUUUAUUUCACCAACCCCUUCCCUUUGUAUUUUACCAUGACCGCCAUGGAUACCCUAGAGGAGGAAGCACUCGACCGACUACAAAUGGAGUCAGCCGUCGAGUCAGCCCAGAUAGACUCGUUGCCGAGUCUGGAUGAGGUGGAGGACAUUCUGGGCUACCAGUUUAACAACAAAGGCUUGUUAGAGGAAGCUUUCACACAUGCUUCUCUAGGAAAGAGCUUCUCCAACGAGCGGUUAGAGUACGUCGGUGACUCUGUGCUUAACCUGCUCUUCACCAAACACCAGUACUUCGAAUACCCUGAUUUGCCACCGGGAGCUUUGACCCGACUCCGAGCCGCUAAUGUCGACACCGAGAAACUCGCGCGGGUUGCCUUUAAGCAUGGACUGCACCGCUAUUUGCGCCAUAAGAAACCUCUUCUUGAGGAACAAGUAAGCGACAAAAAGAAAUUUUUUGUUUUUUUUUUCUUUUUUAAUGAAGAGAUAAUACUCUCCUAUAGAGAUAAUUUUUUAAGAGAUAUAUCAUCGAAGAAUUCAGACUUUUUUUUUUUAGCCCUUGACUUUGAUUAA